GUAAGAAGAAAACGAAUAAUUUUCUCAAAAUAAAUAAACUGCAUGGAUUUUACGUGUCACAAAAUAAACCAUUCACAAUCGUUGUUUUUUGCUUAACUUUCGCGUCUGAAUCUUUUAAGAAAUCAUUAACAAUGGAUCCCUUCCAUUUUCUGUCUGUUUGUUUCUGGUUAAUCCGGAAACAAGCGACAUUGAAAUCGAUUUGGCUUACCUGAGCUUCCUUUCCCACACCUUGCCAGAUCCCUUCCCAUUUUUCUCAUAAGCGGAAUGUACAAGCAGAAGAGAUAUAUUGUUUAGAUUCUUCCUUAUCCUCUUUAAAGUCAUUUGUCAGUAAUGGAAAGUUCUAAGCCUGAUCCAAAUGCAGCACAAGUAGAGCCUAUAAUAGAUAAUGCAGCUUUAGCUUCAUCAGUUGUUAUUGAUCAAACUGAGAUAGAUCUACAGAGUAGAAUGAUGGAAGGUUCUAGGUCUGGAAGAAUAUAUGAGAGUUCAGAUGAAAAUCUAUCUAAAAAUACUGGUGUUGAAGAUUCUGAAAAUGACCAUAUAGCACCAGCCAGUGAGCUUUCUUCACCCCCUAUAGAUGUCACCACGGUUGCUAUUGAAGGUACACAUGGUGUUUCUGAUGGUCAGAAACUUCAACAAGCUGUUGUCGAUGGUGACAAUGACAUGAUUUUGCCUUCUGCUUCCUCCAAUAAUUCUGCUGAUGGAUCCAUAAAAGAUACUUUGGAUGGACAACAGAGUCAAGGUAAUGGUUCUCUUGGAAGUUCUCCCAAGGUCAAUGACUCUGAGGUAGAAGAUGCUAAAAAGGGCGAUCAUCUAGUCCAAGUCCGUAAUCUUGUUUUGCCUCGUAAACGGAUUAUCACUUCUAGUUUUGAAUCCCCAAAAUCUGGUACUUCAACACUGACAAAAGAAGGUGAUUUAAAUAAAGUUCAUAUUGAUACAGCUGCAACUUUUGAAUCUGUUAAAGAAGCAGGUUCCAAGUUUGGAGGAAUUGUUAGAUGGAAAUCCAAUAGAACACAAACUGUUGAGAGAAGCAAGCUUGCAGUCCAGGACCUUGAGAAACUACAGGAGGAUAUGGUUGUGUAUAAGAAUCGGUUAGUGGAUGCUGAAGAGGCAAAAAUGCAAGUAUUACAAGAGCUGGACAGCACAAUUAGACAAAUAAAUGAGCUAAAGCUAAGCCUGGAGAAAGCACAAAAUGAAGAGAAUCAGGCAAGACAAGACUCUGUACUCGCUAUGCUCAGAGCGGAGGAGAUGGAACAAGGGAUUGGUGAUGAGGCUAGUGUUGCAGCAAAGCAACAGCUUGAGGUUGCUAAAGCUAGGCAUGCUGCUGCUGUUGUGGAGCUGGAAUCUGUUAACGAAGAGUUGGAAACAUUAAGAAAGGGAUAUGCUUCUAUGGUGACUGAGCGAGAUAUAGCCAUUAAGGAAGCUGAAGAGGCCAAAUCUUCUUCAAAAGAGGUUGAGAGGACAGUGGAAGGAAUGACUAUAGAUAUGAUGGCCACAAAGGAGUCUUUAGAGUCUGCACAGGCUACCCAUGUGGGGGCUGAAGAGAAAAGAAUUGUAGCGGCCAUGGCCAGAGACCAAGAUACUCACUAUUGGGAGAAGGAACUAAAACAGGCUGAAGAGGAGCUCCAGAGACUCAAUCAGCAAAUCCAAUCAGAAAAAGACAUGAAACCAAAGCUAGACAUUGCUUCAGCACUGCUACUUGAUUUGAAAGCUGAAUUAGCUGCUUAUUUGGAAUCUAAGUCCAAGUUGGAAAAUAAUGGAUACCUCAGCGAUGCGUCACAGACACCAGAGAAUAGAACUCACACUGAUAUACCAGCUGCGGUUGCUUCAGCAAAGAAGGAACUUGAAGAGGUGAAGCUCAAAAUAGAAAAAGCAACUACAGAAGUGGAUUCUUUGAAGGUGAUUGCUGUUUCAUUGGAAUCAGAGCUUGAAAAGGAAAAGUCUGCUCUUGCCUCCAUGAAGCAAAGAGAAAGCAUGAAAGAAAAAGAGGCCAGAGAUAAAAUGGUGGAGCUAACCAAACUACUGCAGCAGGCAGCACAAGAGGCUGAUGAGGCCAAGUCAGUUGUUGAAAUGGCUAAUCAAGAGCUAAGCAAAUUAAAUGAAGAGGCUGAGCAAGCAAAGGCUGGAGCAGGUACCUUGGAGAGUAGAUUACUUGCAGUUGAAAAGGAGAUAGAGGCAGUUAAGGCUUCAAAGGAGUCAGCUUUAGUUGCUAUCGAAACAUUGCAAGACAUCAAUAAUGUGGAUUCAUCAGAUAGUGUAGUUCUUUCCUUAGAAGAGUACUAUGACCUUAGAAAACGUGCAUAUGAGGUAGAGGAACAGGCCAGCAUGAUCGCGGCAGCUACCGUUUCUCAAAUCGAGGAAGCUAAGCAAUCCCAGUCAAGAAGCUUGGUAAAGCUGGAAGAAGUAAAUCGAGAGAUGGCUGAAAGAAAGAAAGCACUAGAAAUAGCUUUGGAGAAGGCUGAGAAGGCCAAGGAAGGGAAGUUAGGUGUAGAACAGGAAUUGAGACAAUGGAGGGCUAAACAUGAGAAGCGCCGAAAGGCUUCUGGAUCAAGUCAUGGAGGAAACCCUCCAAGGUCAAGUUUUGAGGGAAAGAGACAAAGUAAUAAGGUUGAACCUGUAACCAUGUCUCCUUCCAGCACUCUGGAUACCUCCAAGGCAAUCUAUGGGCAUAACAAAGAAUCUGAAUCAUCCCCAGAGACAGUGGUUGUAAAGAAAAAGAAAAAGUCACUCUUCCCCAAGAUUUUCAUGUUCUUCUCCAGAAAAAAGGCAAGCUUUUCAAAAACCAAGUCCAAAACCUAGUAAACUUCUUGGGUAUUGUGAUUUCACCUCUCUUCUUUUUCUUUUCUUGGUUGUUAAGGUGGCCAUUAAUGUUCAUCAAAGGGUUUACUCUCAGUGUAAAUUCUAUUGAUUCGUUGAUGUAUGAUAAAGUUGAGGAUAUAUUCUUGCUUACUGAGAAGGGUUGUAUGGCUGGAGAAUCUUAAGAAUAAAGGUGGUUCUAUUCUCUAUUGGCUUUGAUAUAAACUGAAGUUCAUUAUGAAUGAAAAACAACUUUGUCUUCUUUGCCUUAUUCAUAA
Molecule: messenger RNA, 3071 nt
Organism: Gossypium arboreum
Lineage: Eukaryota; Viridiplantae; Streptophyta; Magnoliopsida; Malvales; Malvaceae
Product: protein WEAK CHLOROPLAST MOVEMENT UNDER BLUE LIGHT 1-like
Exons: 4
Coding region: 331-2796 (821 amino acids)
Source: RefSeq, a predicted model, not a curated record